Pleuronectes platessa (European plaice) is the source of this 972-nucleotide messenger RNA. RefSeq names its product G-protein coupled receptor family C group 6 member A-like. The record is from RefSeq and is a predicted model, not a curated record. Gene Ontology annotation, cellular component: membrane. Lineage: Eukaryota; Metazoa; Chordata; Actinopteri; Pleuronectiformes; Pleuronectidae. Gene Ontology annotation, biological process: G protein-coupled receptor signaling pathway. Gene Ontology annotation, molecular function: G protein-coupled receptor activity.
AUGCACAGUGGCCCUACACUUUGGGCGCCUCUCACAAAGAAGUCUACCGCCACCUGGUGGCACAACAGUGGAAACACAUUUCUUAAAUCCUUGGCUAUAAUCCAUAAAAUUGAAAAUAUAAACGCAGCUGGUUUCCUCCCUUGAGUGUGUCUUGGAUAUUUGAUGUGUGACACAUGCUCAUAUGCGAGCAAGGCACAGCAGAAUGUCCUGCACAUGCUCGCAGCCAACGGCUCUCUAACUGCAGCAUGCAACUACACUGACUUCAGGCCUGGAGUCAAGAUGAUUUUAGGGGCCCUAUACUCUGAGGAGUUUGCUGAGGCCAGACUGCUGAAUGUGUACAUGGUCCCUCUUCUGAGCAGCACAUCAUCUUCACCAGAGCUGCAGAGUGACAAGCUCACCUACCCUGGUUUUAUUCGUGCCAUUCUCAUUAAUAUUCACCAGACCAAAGCACUGGCCAAACUUAUGAGUAACUAUCGCUGGAACUGGGUCGGUGCUGUGUAUGGAGACGAUGAUUACUACAAGGCAGCUUUUGAUAGCUUCCUCAGGGAUGCUGGUGCAAAUAAUGUGUGCUUGGCCUACCAGGAGGUGGUGCCACAUUACCUCGAUCAUGAGAACAAUGAGCAACUCAUCCAGCAGGUGGCUCAGUAGAUCCGUUCCUCCAAAGCCCAGGUGGUUCUGCUCAUCCUCAAGGUAGAGCUGGUGGAGUUGCUCUUUAAGGAAUUGAUCAGGACGAGCACAAACCGGUCCUGGAUAGCCAGUGAUAUAUGGUCCCGGACUGGUGCCCUAGCUCAGAUGGAUGGUAUUAACAGGGUUGGACACAUCUUGGGCUUCACCUUUGUUGCAAGCAAGAGUGAAUCAUUUGAUAAUUAUCUGAGGAAUCUUUCAGUAGCCCCAGGAGGAUACAACCACUUCAUUGAAGAAUACAAGAGCCUGAGAUUCAACUGCUCCUCUGACCUCUUCUCAGGGAACUGA